AUGACAAGCUAUACAGCUAUGACAAGUAGCAGUAACACCAGUGGUACAUCUUCAAAGGAUAAAGAAAAAGAUAAGGAAAAAGAUCAACAUCAUCAUAGAGAUAAUAAAGUCGAAUGGUUCAAUCCUACUGAAACAAUAUUAUUUGAAUAUCUACCUUUUGUCUAUUUCAAUCCAUUCAAGAAUAACAAUAGCAACAAUAAUAAUACUAAUAAUGGUAAUCAACAACAACAACAACAACACACAACAACAACAACAACAACAACAACAACAACAACAACAACAGAAUGGAAUAACCAAUAA
This is a messenger RNA of Heterostelium album PN500, 300 nucleotides long. RefSeq lists its product as uncharacterized. Bases 1 to 300 code for a protein of 99 amino acids. The record is from RefSeq and is a predicted model, not a curated record. Lineage: Eukaryota; Evosea; Eumycetozoa; Acytosteliales; Acytosteliaceae. The transcript has a single exon.